This is a messenger RNA of Olea europaea var. sylvestris, 333 nucleotides long. RefSeq names its product mitochondrial Rho GTPase 1-like. The transcript is spliced from 3 exons. The record is from RefSeq and is a predicted model, not a curated record. Bases 37 to 318 code for a protein of 93 amino acids. Lineage: Eukaryota; Viridiplantae; Streptophyta; Magnoliopsida; Lamiales; Oleaceae.
AUUUUCUGACAAUUCUCUUUGCUGCAGUGGGCUCUUAUGACACUUCUUGAUCCAAUUCGUAGUGUGGAGAACCUUAUAUAUAUUGGAUAUGGUGGUGAUUCCUCAUCUGCUAUCCGUGUAACUCGAAGAAGACGUCUAGAUCGUAAGAAGCAGCAAACGGACAGAACUGUGUACCAGUGUUUUGUUUUUGGACCAAAGGAGGCUGGGAAAUCUGCAUUACUGAAUUCUUUCAUUGGAAGGCCUUUCGUAGAAGAAUAUGUUCCCGAUACAGAUGAACACUAUGCAGUUAAUGCAGUGGAUCAACCUGGGGGGACUUAACAUAAUACAAAAGAU